Wallemia ichthyophaga EXF-994 is the source of this 1299-nucleotide messenger RNA. RefSeq lists its product as uncharacterized. The record is from RefSeq and is a predicted model, not a curated record. The transcript has 2 exons. NCBI's taxonomy places the organism in Eukaryota, Fungi, Basidiomycota, Wallemiomycetes, Wallemiales, Wallemiaceae. Bases 1 to 1299 code for a protein of 432 amino acids.
AUGUCUUAUUACGAGAAUAACCAGCAAGGCAAUUCUGCUAAUUAUCCACCGCAAUACGUCAAUCCAGCUUCACUGUCUAGCGGUGAGCAACAACAAAGCAACACAGAUGAUAGUUUCAAGCUCGAUACCAUCACGUCAACAAGAUUCCCUACGCCACCUUCAUCGAAUGAGCAUCUUAUUGAGUUGGAUGGUGGACCAACGGGUGAUUUCAACAUUGGGUACAAUUUUCUCCCAACGCCGGAGUCGUCGCCAUAUGAGAGCGACUUCAAUUUGGAGAUUCCAUCUGCACCUAUGAGCCACGCAAUGAGCCAAGAGAUUUCAAGUGACAUGUCGAUAGGUAUGGCGAACAAUUUCGGCAACUCACUCGGAAUGUUUUACCCUACACCACCGACAUCCUCGAUGGGAUCGAUGCAGAGCAACAUGUUCAGCGUUGAUCAGACAGGAGUAGACCAAGAACUGCACCGUCUCCUAAUGCAGUCGGGUGCUUCUGCACACAUUGAGCAGCUGCACCAAGAGGAGAGACAGAGGGUGACACAUGCGUACCGCCUGCAGCAGCAAGAGGAGGAAGAGCAGCAGCGCCAGCAGCAGCAACAGCAGGAAGAACACGAGCAGGAGCAACAGCGUCUGCACCAGAGGAUGAUGUUUGAGAAAAUGCAACAGGUAAACAUUAGUCAGCAACAGACGCAACAAGCGCAAAACACGCAAACGCAUUAUCGUCAACCACCACCUCCACCAACUGGGCAUCCAUACAGAAUCGCAGAGCAGAGCACGAGAAGCAUUCGUAGGAAGCAGAGUGCACCUGCAUUUCGCAGCACACAAGCACAAAGCACUAGCAUGGGAGUGCAUCCAGCAGCUACUACGAGCAUGAACAUGAGCAUGGGUAUACAUCCAUCUGCUACCAUCGCAUACCCUCAAGCAUCGACGAGCAGCUUGGGUAGAAUUGAAGAAAGCCAACCUCAACCUCAAAGAGAGCCACAGAGCUUGCCUCAGAGACAGCCACAGCCAUAUGGCCAGCCUCAAGUGACUUCCAACGGCCAAAGCAGCUGCCAUAGAAAUGUACGCGGCAUAAAGUCUAAAAGACAAGGAGGGCCGCGUAAAGCCAUCUCAAUGCCGGCAAUUCGCCAGGUUUCAUCAAUUCAAGCUGAAGAUAAGAGUCAGCCUAAAAUGACCAAGUCGCCAGGUGGAAUAAGUUUCAUUAAUUUCACUCAAGAACAUGCAGAAGCCCUGAUUGCAGGAGUUGCACCCUCAGGCUCAAACAAGCGCAAGAAGAAAGCUGCUGCUGCUGCUGCUCAGCAGUAG